UUUAAAAAACAAGUAAUGCUCUCGCUUUCACUAACUUGCUUUCACUUUCGAUUUAGUCAGAGGCGAUCUGGUUUGGCAGCCCGUCUUUCCUGUUGUGUGUUUAUGGGGAGAAGCUUCUGCACAGCUGUCAGUGAGAAUGGAGGCAAAGCAUGUGCACGUCCACCACGUUCUUGUUUCUGCUUAACUUAAUGUUUACGUUUUUAUUUUGUCCAACGCCGUUUGUCAGCAUUGCUGCAAACUGCGUCGAGACUGCUGGGUAUGGAAAUAAAUGCGUCCUUGGUAGUACGCGGCUGACGGUUCGAGCAAAGAGGGGUUUCCAGAUCCAGCUGACCUGUAAGCUGUGCCGAGAGAGCCACAAAACUCAGGUGUGGCUUUGUUUGUUAGUUCUGAGCCUCUUGAGUACGCCUACAUGUGCCAAUUCUGUGAAUGACGCAGGGAAUCUACAGAAAUGUUUGAAACAGCUGACUCCUUCUGUGAAGAAAUCUGAUGCUAUGCUCUACGCUCCAAGAAUUCAAGACUUUCCAGAUAACUGUAAAAAGACGGUGCUGAACUGUUACAUGUUGGAGUUGAAAAUGGUCCUUCGUGAGGAAGAAAUUGAGGAUAAUUUACAGGAAUGUGUCCAUGAUUUCAAUAAUAAUCUGCAACCAUCUUUUGAUGGGUGUCCAGCAUGUGAAACCUACACGCUUCAAAAUAUUACAACAUUUAUGGAGAGACUAAUGGACCUUUUGCAAAACCUCAACUCUACAUAAUAUUAUAUAAUGAUGUAAAUACUGUAAACUACUAAUGUGCAUUUGUGUAGAUUUGUAAAUAACUGUUUUUAUCGCUUAUGUUGCUACCAUACGUAAUAAUAAAUUAAAGAUGUAUUUUAUUCUAUAGGCUGAUGACACUAAAUGUAACAUGGCAUGUCAGUGCUACACAUCUGGCCUAUUUGUUUUUAAACAUGCUGUCAAUGCCACAGCUUUUAGCUAUACUGUGUAUGUGUAUAUAUAUAUAUAUAUAAUGUUAUCACAUUGCUAUACACUACUGAAUAAAAUCUUGUACUGAUACACCUAAUGGACUGUAGUAUCUGAG
Messenger RNA from Oreochromis aureus, 1071 nucleotides. RefSeq names its product interleukin-15-like. Bases 150 to 749 code for a protein of 199 amino acids. Gene Ontology annotation, molecular function: cytokine receptor binding; cytokine activity. The record is from RefSeq and is a predicted model, not a curated record. Gene Ontology annotation, biological process: positive regulation of cytokine production; positive regulation of tyrosine phosphorylation of STAT protein; positive regulation of immune response. Gene Ontology annotation, cellular component: extracellular region. Lineage: Eukaryota; Metazoa; Chordata; Actinopteri; Cichliformes; Cichlidae. The transcript is spliced from 6 exons.